This is a messenger RNA of Hippocampus comes (tiger tail seahorse), 3283 nucleotides long. RefSeq names its product RAB3A interacting protein (rabin3) (gene rab3ip). The transcript has 12 exons. The record is from RefSeq and is a predicted model, not a curated record. Gene Ontology annotation, molecular function: guanyl-nucleotide exchange factor activity. Gene Ontology annotation, cellular component: Golgi to plasma membrane transport vesicle. Gene Ontology annotation, biological process: exocytosis. Bases 921 to 2231 code for a protein of 436 amino acids. Lineage: Eukaryota; Metazoa; Chordata; Actinopteri; Syngnathiformes; Syngnathidae.
CGACCGACACUUCCACCGCGACAGAAAAGAGAGAUGACAAGAAUACACUCGCUUUGCCAGUUAGCCGAUGAGCUCAAUGGGUUGCAUGUUUCCGUUACCGGACAUGCACUUUGACAGCUCAAGUGUUUGCACGACGUUUUCACAGGAGAUGGGUUGUUUUUUUUCCCAUAAAAAAUCCACACUGUCAGUAUACAAACAUCUUCAAACAGCCCCUCGCACAAAGACGAAUACGUCAUUACUUUGUUGGCGUUUGCGACAUUCGCCAGUUGACGUUAGCCGUCCUAGUGGGGAGUUAGCAUGUUCGCUCGGAGCUAACUCUUAGCCGCAGGCUAAGCAGGUUUUAAUUAUAAUAAUGCCGUUUAUUUAUCGGCGCCUUUGGUAUAGCUCGAGGACACCGCAAGAUAAAAAAAAAGAAAAGAAAAUGAUACAAAAUCAGUAAUGUAGCGAAUUAGCUUAAGACUUGUUUAUCCGGUGCGUUCAGGUGACUCGGUCAGCCUGUCAGUUGACGUGCAACUCACGGGGUAGCAAAAGAUUUGGAUAAAAAUAGUGAAACACUUGCAGACCGAAUUUUUUUUUGACGGUACCGUCUUUCAAGGAGAGUAAAACGGUCUCACAGGCGUGUUGAUGAACUGGCAAGAGUGUGUGUACGUUUUGCCAGCUGAUGAGUUGCUAAUGCACGCAAUGGGACUCAAGUGGGAUGCAAGGCACACAUUUGCAGCAAAAAACAAAUGUCUGUCUCGAAAGCCUCGCUCCACGUCGUGCGACCUAGUCACUGGAUCCCUACCCAGCAUCCUUUGCAGUGUCAGGUUACCCCGAGUUCUCAAGGACUCGUCUCCAUGGUGAUGGACCGGAGACAGAAUCCAUCAACAUGCCUAUGGCAAGCCGUUGAGUGUGAAGGAUGAACCAGAGCAGCAUCCGCCAUGGCCUGCAGCAGCGCUCCCAGUAACGCCGAAACGCUGGAAGGCUUCCAUGAGGUCAACCUAGCCUCGCCCACCACGCCCGACCUGCUGCAGAACCAAGCGGAGCAGCGCCCCGCCGCCUGCCGCGGCGAGCCGCCCACGUCCCUGUACCGCACGCACUCGCUGGGGGCGCCGCCCCCUGGACUGCGCUCGUCGCUGCGGGCCGACCUGCUCCCCACGCGGCCCGUCUACUCCACACCCACGCACGCCCGCAAUGGCAGCGUGCAGGGCGCCGAGGCGGACGUGGCCGAGGCCGACUUCCUGUCGGCCGAUGACGGUGGCGACUGCGGCGCCCUGAACGACAGUUUUUCACGGCUACGCAGCCCGUCGGUCAUGGAGGUGCGAGAGAAAGGAUACGAGCGGCUCAAGGACGAGCUGACCAAAGCGCAGAGGGAAUUGCUGUUGAAGGAUGAGGAGUGUGAGAGGUUGUCAAAAGUGCGAGAUCAGCUGGGCCAGGAGCUGGAGGAGCUGACUGCCAGCCUCUUCCAGGAGGCCCACAGAAUGGUGCGGGAGGCCAACGUCAAGCAGGCCAACGCCGAGAAGCAGCUGAAAGAAGCCCUGGGCAAGAUUGACGUCCUGCAGGCGGAGGUGCAGGCCCUGAAGACGCUGGUCCUGUCCUCGCCCACGUCACCCGUGGGCGAGCUCCCCGCCGUGGGCGGCGGCGGGAAGGCGGCCUUCCGGAAGGGCCACAGCAGGAACAAGAGCACCUCCUCGGCCAUCUUGGGAACGCAGGCCGACGCGUCGGCCACGCAGCCCAUCGUGCGAGAGUGUCGAGAGGCGGACGCGCAGCUGUUCAGCGAGUUCAAGGCGUGGAAGGAGGAGCCCACGCUGGACCGCCGCUGCUGCUUCCUGGAACGAGUUUACCGUGAGGACAUCUACCCGUGCCUCACCUUCAGCAAGAGCGAGCUGGGUUCGUCCAUCUUGGAAUCGGUGGAGCAGAACACACUCAGCGUGGAGCCGGUGGGCUUCCAGCCACUGCCCGUCGUCAAAGCCUCGGCCGUCGAGUGUGGCGGACCAAAGAAGUGCGCCCUGAGUGGCCAGACCAAAACCUGCAAGCACAGAAUUAAGUUUGGGGACUCAUCCAACUAUUACUUUGUGUCUCCAUACUGCCGAUACCGAAUCACGGCGGUGUGUAAUUUCUUCACAUACAUUCGUUACAUCCACCAGGGGCUCGUUAAGCAGCAGGACGCGGAACAGAUGUUCUGGGAGGUGAUGCAGCUGCGGCGGGAGAUGUCCCUGGCCAAGCUGGGCUACUUUAAAGACAACCUGUGACUGACUUGAUUGUCUUCCGGACGGCCCCCGCCGGAUCAACCCGCUGUUCAGCAUUUGUUUGUCACCACACCAAACACUCUGCAGUGUCAAGUUGACAACUGUUUCAAUUAACAUUUCAUUCCACCCUAGAAUGAAUGAAUGAAUAGAUAAAUAAAUAAAUAAAUAAGAAGAAGAGUAAUAGACCUUACAGUGACAGCAUUUCAGAUUUUUUUUUUUCUUUUUAAUGUUUGAGGGUCUGACAGCAACACUUGUGUGCAGAGAAAGUGGAAAGAAUUCCCAGAAAAAUUCACGUGACUUUCUGCUCAUGUUGCAGGGAAAGCGCUUCAAUCUUGGAAAUGGUUUCCAGAUUGGAAACUCUCCUUUGGAAUUGCGGCCAAAAUAACGGAAUACUCGAGCAGAAAGAGGAACAAUGACAAAGAGUUCUCCUUGCCCACAUGCAAGGACAUGGCUAGUGACUCUGCUCGCUCGCUGUAGUGUGGAUUCUGCAAAAAUAUAUUUUUUUCACAACUACAAUGUCUAACUUUCCAAUGAAGAAUUUCAAAUUCGACAUAAUGUUUUAAUAUGGUAUCGUAAUCAUACAUGAUGUAUAAAAUUAUUCCAGUCAAACGCAUUUAUAUAAGUUCAUAAAAAAUGUCAACUUUACACGCUUGGAAGUCCCUGGAAUUUUGCAGCCCCAGUUAUGCCCCAGAAUGAUGCCUCCCAAUUUUGAAGCGCGUUUCAAACUUGAUUUGAAAGACGGACUUCGGCCGGUGCAACGAUCAUCUUUUCAUUUUGUGAAAAAUAUUCAUUUCUCUUGUCAUGUGUUUAUAACAAAUGAAAACAAACACUAAGCCUCCAAACACUCUGAAGGGCGUUUGCAAUGGUUGUCCUUCCCAUCCGCCUCCCUUGACCUUGUUUUUUUUUUCUGUGUGCGCGCGUGCGUGACUGUAAACUUUCCAUUUGCUCAAGUGAAUGUGACUUUCUCUGUCAUUCAAAGUCAACGUCACUCACUCGUCUCCCACGUUGGUUGCGUGCCUUUUCUCUCACUAUGAAAUAAACAAAUGCAAAAAAAC